Messenger RNA from Cucurbitaria berberidis CBS 394.84, 1821 nucleotides. RefSeq lists its product as uncharacterized. The record is from RefSeq and is a predicted model, not a curated record. The transcript is spliced from 3 exons. Bases 337 to 1821 code for a protein of 494 amino acids. NCBI's taxonomy places the organism in Eukaryota, Fungi, Ascomycota, Dothideomycetes, Pleosporales, Cucurbitariaceae.
CAAUACGACGCCUGUAAUUGCUUCCUUCCUACUGCCCAGCUAAAACGCACUUGCUACUUCCGCCUUUAUACCUCGCUUCUCCCCAGCACGCCAGCUCUCGAAGACCUCCCUCCCUGUGCGCGCAACUCCAUCUACAACACCAUUUACAUUGUUUACACACUAUCAAAACAUCGAAGCGAAACCCGCCACUCCCUCACCACACCCUACUGUACGCUAUCCCUUGUCGAGCCUUGCUGGCGCUGCUGCUGGGACUGAUCGCGCCCAAUCAGAGCAUCGCUCGCCGAGUCCUACGUCACCGUUCCGGUCAAAACAUCCGGAUUCGCGCCCGCAUUAAACAUGUCGGUCCUCGCAUUCAAGGCGCUGGGCUACGGCGCAGAGCAGAUUCCCGACAAGUUCUUCGAGAAAAUCCCAGGUGGCUUCUUCACCCCGCAGGAGAAGAAAGACAUCGACAAAGGCCGAAAAGACCGCAAGGACAAGUCACGACCCGCGAGCGAGCAGAGGUCCAGCAGACGAGGCUCACGACGAGACCGCACCCCGCCAACCGACUACUCAGACUACAGCGCAUACGACGAUACCGACUACGAACGAGAGCGAGAGCGAAGGAAGAGAGAUAGACGCCGGGCAAAGAGCGCGGGCAGAAAUCCUAGCAGGAGUAUGAGUCGUGGAAGACACAACAGGCGCAAUAGCAGGGACUUUGAGCCAGAGCACGGCGACUAUAGAGAUAUGGCGCAAGCAGAGCGAGGAGAGCCCUACUUCCCUCCUCCACCUUCCUCUGGAGAGUACAAACCGUACAAUCCUCAAGAGUACAGUUCAAGGCCAGCGCAUGACGACUACCAACCGUCACCAACCGCGCCCGCGUACGGAUAUUCCCCUCAGCCAGCAGCCGCCCAGCCAUACCCUACGCAGCCAUCUGUUGGGCCGCACGAUGGGCAUCGAGCUUCUUCUACCGCGGCGCGUUACACUCCUGGUCCUGGUUACGCACCAUCUCCUCCUGUGAACGUAGUUAUUCCUCCCCAAACAGGCGCCGCGAACUCCCCCUAUGUUCCCUACAACCCAGCCGACUACCCUGCCAGCAAUGCCUACCCCACAGCGCCACCCUUCACCCGACAAAGAUCAAACUCACAGCCCUACACGUCUGCUGCUUCCAACCAGCAAAUCACCCCCUACGUCGACCAACCACCCAGCCGUCGUGGCAGCACCAAACCCCGCCGAGAACACCGGCACAGGGCGAGGUCUGCAGACACCCAUUCCUCCCAUUCCCGCAGAGAUGACCAGCAUCGAGAGAGUUCGCGCAUGGCUAAAGUGCGUGACAGAUUCGAUGGCAUGGAUCUGCGUGAAAGGGGUCUGGCGGCUACGGUGGGAGGUGCGUUGGCGGGGGGACUUGCUGGUAGGCAGAUGGGCAAAAGUAGGCUAACUACGCUUGCAGGUGUUGCAGCAGGUGCCUUAGGGGGCAGAGCCAUUGUUGAUAAGCGAUCCAAUUGCGGGUUCCUAACAGGCUACAGGAGUAGAGGUGGCCGUCGAUCACCGUCGCGAUCUCGUUCCCGGUCUCGCUCGAGGCCCAGAGCCAGCGAUCGAGCGCGCAGCCGUGACCGAAGUCCACCUCGUGGCAUCCGUGCUAGAAGCAAGAGCAUCGUCGACCGCUUCCGUUCAAAGUCUCGUGGCCCAGAGGACAGGGACGCUCGCAGAGACAGAUACGACCGCGAUCAACGCCCUGAUCAUGGUUAUGAUAAUGGUCGCGUGGAUCACGACUACUUUAGUAGUGAUUCCGAGGGCGAUGGGUCGCCUGCUAAGACGCACAGGAGGCGACGAAGGGAUUACUAG